Molecule: messenger RNA, 1038 nt
Organism: Chenopodium quinoa (quinoa)
Lineage: Eukaryota; Viridiplantae; Streptophyta; Magnoliopsida; Caryophyllales; Amaranthaceae
Exons: 2
Coding region: 1-1038 (345 amino acids)
Source: RefSeq, a predicted model, not a curated record
AUGGAUUCUGGAAGAGCAUGUGCUGACGGUGAAAAUUCCGUCGCACAUUACUUACUACGCGUGACGAAGGAGGAGCAGAGGUACAAGAAGCCGAGACCACUUCCCCAGUGGUAUCAGCAGAAAAAUAAAGACCGAUGGUGUGAGUUCCAUGAAUCAUCGGGACAUCACACCGAAGAAUGUAUCCAGCUGAAGGACCAAAUUGAGGAUAUGGUCCGGAAAGGUUACUGGAAAAAGUAUCUCGCGGAUCACCGCGAGAAAAAAGCUGAGAUAGCAGAGAAAGACCCUCGGCAAGAAAUUGACUUCCCCCGGAUGAACAGCAACUCGUCGGACAAGGAAACUUUUCUGACAAUCCUUACCAUUUCCGGGGGCCUAAGUUCUCGGAGAGAGCGAAAACGUCACUUGAGGGCGCUGACCCAUCAGGUGAACAAUGGUGACAUCCAGCCUCCCCAAUCGCCGGUGCCGAACAUGACGUUCACAGUCGCUGACUUCCGGGGGGUAACGUACCCUCAUGAAGAUCCUCUGGUGAUCAUAAGGCGAACCCUCAUCGACGGUGGUAGCGGAGCAAACAUUUUGUUCCGAAAGGCCUAUAACCAGAUUAAGCUGAAGACCAAGCACCUCACGCCAGUACCCUACCCGGUAUCUGGAUUCGACGGGUCUUCAACUUACCCCGACGGGAAAAUCACACUUCUUGUCACUAUCGACCGCGACGAAGCAGCCAGGAACUUCAUGGCCGAAUUCUUGGUCAUAGACGCUCCAUCCGUAUACAACAUGAUCAUAGGGAGACCUAUGAUUCACGAGAUUCAGGGGGUAGUCUCCACGUACCAUCAGAUUAUGAUCCACGUUUCAAACGCCGGCUACCCCGAAAGAAUUGAGGGCAGCCAAAUGGAAGCCCGAAGAUGCAACUACCUCAAGCCAUCCACAAGUCGUUCGAACGACGAUGACGAGGAUGAGGAGGAAAAAGAAAUGGAGCGAAGUGCGAAGAAGCCGAAAGGCCUAAGCGCUUCGGCCAAGGUACCCUGGCAAAAGAAAAAUCGCUAG